Cotesia glomerata is the source of this 893-nucleotide messenger RNA. RefSeq names its product peptidyl-prolyl cis-trans isomerase FKBP15-2 (gene Fkbp14). The coding region runs from base 16 to 876 and encodes 286 amino acids. The transcript has 4 exons. Lineage: Eukaryota; Metazoa; Arthropoda; Insecta; Hymenoptera; Braconidae. The record is from RefSeq and is a predicted model, not a curated record. Gene Ontology annotation, molecular function: peptidyl-prolyl cis-trans isomerase activity; calcium ion binding.
CGUGGUAGUACGAGGAUGAGGGCAACUUGGUUGAGUCGCGUUAUACCGAACGCCAGUUGCUCCGCGGCUUCCGCCAGUUACAGUGACAUGAGUUUACUUCAACCACUUGCUAGUAGUUACGGUUUUAAUAAAAGAUCCGCGAAAAUGUCCCGAUUACCGAGUGCCACUUUUGGAGUCCUGACGUGGACCUUUGCCCUCUUUCUCCUUUUGGGAACUGUUAGCCAAUCUCUCGCUUCCAAUGAAAAUAACAGUAACAACAAUGGCAAUAACAUUAAGUCCAAUGAACUUAAAGUUGAGACACUUUUUGCACCGGAGGGCUGCACGGUUAAGUCCAAAAAGGGGGACCAUCUUACCAUGCAUUACACCGGUACGCUCACUGAUGGUGCCAAAUUUGACUCAAGCUUCGACCGUGAUUCACCAUUCUCAUUCCAAUUGGGCGUGGGCCAAGUAAUCAAAGGCUGGGAUCAAGGGCUCGUGGACAUGUGCGUUGGAGAACGACGAAAAUUGACGAUACCGCCAGAAUUAGGAUACGGGGAUCGCGGCGCUGGAAAUGUUAUUCCGGGAGGUGCUACUCUUCUCUUCGAAGUGGAGUUGAUAAAUAUAGCGGACGCUAAGUCAUCGGCGAACGUUUUUAAGGAGAUCGACGUCGACAGUGAUAAUCAAUUGUCGCGUGAGGAGGUGAGCAAAAUGGUGAGCGAGUACUUAAGGAAGCAGAUGGUGGAAGCAAACCAGGCGGGUGACACCAGCGAAGAGAUGAAGAAAAUAAUCGACGACCACGACAAACUUGUCGAGGAAAUUUUCCAACACGAAGACGUCGACAAGAACGGGUUCAUCUCUCACAAGGAGUUCAGCGGGCCCAAGCACGACGAGCUGUGAGCUGCUUCCAAAUAAUU